AUGGCUGGCAACCCCGCGUGGACGGUGCGCGCACUCAGCGUACCAGGACCCGACACUGAACUGAGCCUGUUUGUGUCAUUUGACGAUGCGCGGUUCGUCUUUGGGGCAGGCGAGGCGAUGCAGCGCGCUCUCGUGCAGAAGCGAAUGUCUUUGCGCAGGCUACAGGCCAUCUUCAUCGCGAGCGGGAGAAGCGGCCGCGGCGGACUUGCUGGCGCGUUGAUGACGCUCUCCGACGCCGGCAUCAAACAAUUGUCUAUCGUCGGCCCGCCGGAUAUCGGGAGCCACAUCGCGACCCUUCGCGCGUCAGUUGUUCGCAACUCGCAGGCGGUCCACGUCAAGGCCGUGUCGCGCAACGCCUCCUCUGAGGUCGUUUUCUCCUCCCCCCGCAUCACCGUGUAUGCUGUGGCGCUUCGCCCACCAGAGGCUGUUACGCAAAACCAGGGGUACCCACUGCGACCGACUGAGCUCUCCCAGGCGGCACUGGACCGGUGGACAACGGCGAUCGUCAAUGACAUGUUCAGCGGCCCCGGUUCCGACCAAUCCAUCCGGGAUGAGUUCGACUUUCCCGGCAUGUGGCGUCCCACCUCUGCCGACGACCGCUAUCCACUACCAUUGCCCAGCGACGCCGAUGUCGCGACAGACGUGUGCUACAUUGUGCGCACGCCAGAUGUGCGCGGCAAGUUUGACGCGGCAAAGGCAAAGGCGCUCGGCGUACCAAACGGGCCAAUGCGCGGCAAUCUCACGCGCGGCGAGAGCAUCGAGGUCAACGACCCGUCGGUACCGGGAGGCAAACGUAUCGUGCGGCCGGAACAGUGUAUGGGUGGCGGUGGGCCGGGUGGUACGCUUAUUGUCGUCAACUGCUCUGAAGAGAAUCUCGGGCGCCUGCUCGCAUCGAACGCGUUCGACGAAUACCGUGCCAUUGACGGCGAGCCGAGAGUGCAAGUCGAGACUGUCGUGCAUCACACUCCGCGCGCCGUGUGGGAAGAUGAGCGGUUCCAGGCGUGGCUUGCUAGCUUCGGACCGUCCACCCAGCAUCUGUACGCCGACGAGGACGGUACGCGCGAGAUCUACUUCCGGAACAGUGCAUGGAACGCGCUCCGUCUCAACAUGCUUGACCCCACCAUCUUCCCCAUUCCUGACUUUGCGACUGGUCGGCCAGCCCCGCGGAUGCCGCCGAACGCAAACCGCCUUGUCCCUAACCACAUCGUCCAGAUGUACCCUCACAAGCCCAUCUCUAUGGUUGAGGACCACUUAAAGGACGUCCUAUUCCCGGUCGACGAGGCCGGCGUGGCCGCGGCGCUUGUCGGACUGCGGACCGAGCACCCUGAGUAUGCCGCAGCCGUGGACGCUGCACGCGUGGCCGUUGCGGCCGACGCGGAACGACGCGCCUGCCUGUCCCCGCGACCAGGGGACAACAUCGUCGUCACUACGCUCGGAACUGGGAGUGCCAUCCCUUCGAUCUACCGCAACGUGUCCUGCACUCACGUCGAUAUCCCCGGAACCGGCGGCGUCAUCUUCGACACGGGCGAGGGCUCGCUCGGCCAGCUGCGCCGCCGCUUUGGCAGCGGCCUCAAGCAGAUGUACGAGGACCUACGCCUCAUCUUUAUCAGCCACAUGCACGCAGACCACCAUCUCGGCCUCGCGCAGAUCCUCCAGGACCGCUUUGAGAACGGCGUUCACUCCAAGCUCUACCUGAUCGCGCCGUUCCCCAUUGCGCUGCAGCUCAAGGAGACGGCGUGGUGGCAGGCAGGUGUACCACGCGAAGCAUUGGAGAACGUGGUCUACAUCUCUACCAAUCGUCUCAAGGCGGGGUGUGUGGCUAACGACUCGGAAGCCAUGGAGUCUGAACUGGUCGACUGGUCCUCUGUUCCCCGUCACCCAGAGCAGUUGGUGACGGAGAGAGGGAUGGAGGCAGACGUGGCGGCGGGGAAGACCAAGUGGCCAUUCAAGAAUGUCUUCCGCUUCCAUCCCGAGACAGUCGCUACUGCGACGGAAAACGCCUGCGCUCUACUCGAGGACCUGAGGCUCUCGGAGAUCCGGACACCGGCUGUUGCCCACCGCGGUUCGGCAUGGGGUAUGGUCCUCACUGGUGUGGAUGGGUGGAAGGUCGUGUAUUCUGGGGACACGAAGCCAUCCGCGUCCCUGGUCGAGGCGGGGCAUGGUGCAACGGUGCUGAUCCAUGAGGCGACACUCGGCGACGAUGAGGCAGAGGAUGCCGAGUUGAAGGGCCACAGCACUUUCGGACAGGCGAUUGACGCUGGCCGACUCAUGGGCGCGCGUUACGUCAUCCUGAACCACUUUUCGCAGCGCUAUCCCAAGAUUCCGCCACUGCCGGCCGCCGAGCCUGUUUUGGAAGGUGGGGAGGUGAAAGCUACCGACGGUCCGACGGUGGCGAUCAGUUUCGACAACAUGUCGCUCCGGGUGGCGGACGCGUGGAAGAUCAGCCACUUCACCGAGGCCUUCAACUUGCUGUACGCCGAGGGGGAGGAGGACGUAGUGACAGUCGACGAGGCUGAGGAGGCGGCACGCGCUGCUCUGGAAUCGCAGAAGCAGAAGAAGGGGAGGCGGGAGAAGAAUCAGAGGGGAGAGGACAAGCCGCGCAAGGGAACCAAGCGCGGGUCAGAGGAGACGGGAGACGCGCCGGCGUCGAAGAAGGCGCGGGAACUGCACGUCGCUCGGCAUAACUCAUAG
Messenger RNA from Cutaneotrichosporon cavernicola, 2691 nucleotides. RefSeq lists its product as uncharacterized. Bases 1 to 2691 code for a protein of 896 amino acids. The transcript is spliced from 4 exons. Gene Ontology annotation, cellular component: mitochondrion. Gene Ontology annotation, molecular function: 3'-tRNA processing endoribonuclease activity. Gene Ontology annotation, biological process: mitochondrial tRNA 3'-end processing. The record is from RefSeq and is a predicted model, not a curated record. Lineage: Eukaryota; Fungi; Basidiomycota; Tremellomycetes; Trichosporonales; Trichosporonaceae.